ACAAGUGACCGUGCAGUCGUAUUUCGCGCACCGACCGGCCUCCGCGUACCCGAACGAACGCACGCUCACAACGUAACACACGCUGCCCGCCAACUAUUCAAAUUUUGAACUGUCACGUUCGAAAUCAGUUCGAUAAAUUAUUUUUCUUAAUUGUUAUCCGUGUGCACUCGCGCGGAAAGUGUCCAAAACGCUCGCGACACUAGCCAGUGUCCGGAUUGCAUCGGGGCCGUUGACAUCGACUCAGUGAUACGGGACUCGAUCUAUCAGAAUUUUGAAUUAAUUUUCGAACAUGUCGCAUAUUGGCGGGAAGUGUGUGUUGUGUUGAUGAAGUCUUAUUUAACUGCAGUGAAGGUGAUACCAGGUGUUAACACCCAUUAGUGAUAGCUGGAACGAUGGUGGAUUCGACAUAAUAUUAUUUAAUGUUUUGUCAGACUGCAACUGAAGUCAUUUGAGAAUUAUUGAAGUGUAUACAAGAUGCGGGCGAGCGUGUGGUGGAGCGCUGCAGCGCUGGCUCUGCUUGCUGUCACCAGCGCCCUUCGAACCACGCAGGUGGAAGGUGCAUCAAGAAUUGGAAGAAGAUUACCAGCGCCUACAGCAUCCGAUAUUCAGAAUAUAACGGAGGCGGAUCCAACUAAAGUCGUACAAUAUACGAUUAGGCCCAGGAGUACUAGAAAACGAGAUGAAGUGCCACCCCGAGAGGUGCGAACGAGAUCUCAAUCAAGGAGACCUAUUUCAAGGACAGAAUCUUCUCCAGAAGUCGAAACUUUUCAAUUACAAACUGAACGCAACGAACGAUAUGAGUCGAGAAGAACUAAUGGUCGAACCCGAAAUAGGCCUGUUCAGAAUCAAAAUGAUAUUAAUAUAUCAUCAUCCACUACAAGAAGGAAUGAUAUUAUAAGAAGCAGAACACGAUCAAGUUCUAACCGAGUACCGACUACAACAACGUUGACCCCUUUAGAAAGAGCAUCGUUAUCACCAGAUAUACCUUCUUCAACUGAGAGCAAAAUUGAGAUGCUAAAUUCUAACUCUGAUGACUUCAUAAAGACAUCACCUAGGGAAAGUACAGUUAAUCAAUUUAGAAGAAGAAGUUCUUCUCUAGAGACUAUUGAAACGGUCGCUCCAAAAAGAAUAAAGGGACGAAUUAACACCAGACCAAAUGCGAGGUCAUUAGAUCUCGACGUAUCGGGGACAACAAAUUCUUUGUCCAAUUUUAACAAAGCUCCAACUACAGCCAGAACAUCUGCAGAUUUGAGAAACUCACGAAAAUUGAGAUACAAAACACGAUUGUCAGAAACUGAUACGAACUUAACAGGCGAAGGAAUUAAAACAAUUAAUGAAGUCAUUAAGUCUAGUCAGAAAGAUGAAAAUAUUACUAGUCAACAAGAAAAUCAAACAGCUGCAUCAGUUGUAAUCACAAGCACAGAAAGCACAAUUAUCCAAUCAAGUACUGAAAUACCACCAGUAAAAACUAGUACAUCUAAAGUUAUGAAGGUGGUGAGACGCCCUUUGUCAAGAGGGAAAGUAAAUUUUAGGCCAGUUGCGUCGUUAUCAAAAAAAGAUACGACAGAUGAAAUUAGUGAAGACGACAAUUAUCCGGAAAGUUUUAAAGCUUUAAUCCAGGCUAAAAAUGCAUCGACACAAGCGAGCUCUCCUAAUGAUGAGAGUUUGACAUUGAAAGCAUCACAAAAAAUUUACAAAGCUUACACAACAUCACCACAACAAACAAACUCUGGAACUGGCACCAAUAAAUAUUCAAGGUUUCGCAAUAAAUUAAAUACACAGGAUGGAUUUAAGAAAGAAGAUAAGGAUGAUGAUAACAUAUCUGCAGUAACAACAGAAGCCACACAGCAAAAAAAGAAUGAUUUCCGACCUCGAGGGACUUUUAAUCCUCGAGGUAGAAAAUUAACAUCUUUUAGUCCACCAGCAACAUCUACGACGUCUUCGUUAAGUCAAAGUACGGCAAAACCGGCAUUCAAAUAUAGUAGAACGUUGAAAACUACUACGACAAAAUCCCCGGAAAUCGAAAAUAAGUUAAAAAAUGAUAAAAGUGCAAUAAAUAAUUUAAAGAGAUCUCCGAUUAGGUCAUCUUAUUUUACUCGUAAAAGUUUUAACACAAAGAGUGUAAUUGAUAAUAAAAAUAAAACUGAAACACAAAAAGUUGAUAACAAAACAGGUGAUAGUCUUACAGUAAAUAAUAAAAAUACUUUACCUAGAACUUCUUAUUAUUCACGAUUAAGGAACAAUAAAAAAUCAAUAACAUCAACGACUAUACCUCCGAAAGAAAUUACAAACGAAAUAAGUUCCAUUGAAAAGAAAAGUGAAGAUAUUUUAAGUAUGCCUUUAAUUUAUACAUUAUUAAAAAAUACUGACAAUGUUGAAGUGACUACUGAAAAAGAUCAAAAAAUUGAUAAAGAUAUGUUUAUAAUAGCAGUAAGUAGCAAAGAAUAUCAAGAAGAUAAAAUCGCUAAUGACAUACCAAAUACAGCAGAAGAGAGUGAAAAUAAACCAGUUGUUAACGAUUUACCAACGGUAAAAUAUCAUUCUAUUUAUAAGGAAGAAGAUGCUAUAAAGAAUUACGAAAACAUUGACUCACCGACUACUCAAAGUACAUUAACAUCUACUGUUGUAACAAAUAUUCAAACACGAAAACAUAAUCGUAAAAAUGUUAAUUCGUAUGAAAAAGACAUUGAAAGUAAAGCAGUGACAUUUAGGAGCCGAGAAAGGAAUUCCAGAAAAUAUAGCGAUAUAUUUUCUAAAACGACAGAGGCUUCCAAUGGCGUAGAAGGUGAAGAAAUUGAGUUAGGCCCAGACAUGAACUCUAUCUCUUUCACUAAACCACGAAGUAAAUUAUAUUCAGCGGAUUUGAGACUUUCUGAAAGUCUCGUUAAGCCGUCACAUAUCAUGAACAUAGAAGCUUCACACCAUUCGCCUUCAGUUACUGUAUCAAUAUUUGAUGCAUUAGCUGAAAUACUUACCUCUACACCUAGAACUCGAUUGUCCACAACAACAGAAGUAUCGAAAAAAGCAAACAUAAAUAAUGAUGUAUCACAAACACUCAACGGCGUGAGUAAUAAUAAUAAUGUAAAUAGUGUUCGAGCCUUAGCCAGUCAAGAUAUGUUAAUGUCAACAACAGUUAAUAUGAACACAAAUGCUAAACCUGUACAGAAUGCUGACUCAACACCAAAUGUGAAUAAUAGUUUGUCGGUUGGGGAAAAUACUACACCAUCACUAAACAUAGAAGAAAGAAACAUAAGUCCUGUGAAUACAGCACAACCUAAUACUGCCUUUACUCCUACACCUAUUCCUACAACUCCUCUUUCUGCUAGACGACCUUUUGCUAUUAAAGUUUUAUAUUCAGAAACAGAACAAUCAACAGACAAAUCCACGACAGCAUAUGAACCCACAUCAAUUCAGGGAUCGACUGACAACCCAUCAAUGGUAUUUAAUACAGUGUCUGAUCUAUUAAUAUCUAGUAACAAUAUUGUAUCCUCAGAACUAACUAGCAUGUUAUCUAAUAAUAUACUAGAUAUUAUUCAAAAUAUGGAUGAGACUAGUAGAGCUAAAGUAUCGUUAGAUAUGGCAAAAUUAUUGAAAUCACUAAUUCCUAGAGCUUUGGACAAACUUACGACUAUGAUAGAAAAUGUAGAUACCAUACCGAACACCACUCCCUAUAGUUUGGAGGAGAUUAAAGAUACUGAGAAUAUUGAAUUAAACAGUAACUCUAAUGUCCUUCAAAAUAUGGCUGAUGUAAUUAAUGUAAAUAAUGUAAUGACAAGCACUGUAACUGCAACAUUAAAUGUAACAGAUAAUGUCACUCAAUCUGUAAAUAGCACCGACAAUAUCUCAAUAACUGCGAGUACUUUGCCUAUGUCUAGUAGUCAAUCAAUUAAUACAAUCGAUGUAACAUCGAAUUCAGCAUCUGUUGAUAUACAGAGUACUACACCAAUGAAUAUGAUUAUUACAACUUCUGACUCUCUAGGCACAGACACAGUAAUCGUAAAUGGUAAUAUAUCUGACUCUUCUAACAGACCUAUUCCUACUCCAUUUUUUACAAAUUUUCGUGUAUUAGAAAAAACUUCCGAUCCAUCUGCACAAAUUAACAUGAGUAUUCCAACUCCAUUAUCUCAAAAUACCGAUAAUCAAGACCCAAGCCGUGUAACACCACUACAGUUAUGGGUAUUGUCUAAAAAAGCGCAAGUAUUAAAAAUGAUUGAAGAUCUUAUAAGACAACAUAAUGAUGAAAUAGCUACAGCACCACCUAUAAUAGAUUCUGAUGUGGUAGAAUCUGACAAUAUUCCUCUUUCUAAUCGUUUGACGAAAAUUAUGAAUACAUUAACUUCUACGACUGAAUCUACAGACUUUACUGAUAAUAAUGACUUAACUUCUCCUAAAAAUUUUCCUUCUACUAUAAAUCCUAUUUCAAUUUCUUUACGUAUGGGUGAGUCUACAGAUAGAAAUAAUCAGGAUAGCCAGGUUACAUCCACAACAAUACCUGUUGAAAUACUGUCGACAAUUACGUCAAGUAUAGUGUCACAAACAUCAGAUCAAAUGUCUGAAAGUGUCACUGUUUUGACAACUACGGAACUAGUUACAACUUUAGAAACAAGUAUACAAGAUGAUACAGAAACUACAACAGACUUGGGUUCAACUGAAACUACAACUGAAAUGAGUGUAGAUAGUACAGUAACAAUAGAUUUGGAGACAAGUAACCCAGUUAAUAAUGAAAACGCAAAAACACGUGUCAACGAAACAAGACAAAAUUUAAUUUCAGCAGUAAAUAAUGAAACUAUUGUUGGUACAACAAUACCUAAAAAAGAUUACGUAAUAUUUGGAAUAUUACCAAAUGAUACAGUGGUACGUAAAGAUCCUAAUGAUGAUAUAUUGGAAUCAUUAACAGAGGCAAGCCCUUACAUCAUUUAUGGCGUGCUACCUAAUAACACAGUAAUACGUAAAUUUCCAAAUGGAACUAGAGUGCCACGAGUCAUGCAAAAAAUUGACGUACUACCAAUCAGCCCAUGGAGUCUAAGAAAUCCAUACAGCCCCAUCCAUAACAACCCGGCUAUUGUAAGGCCGAAGUCUAACCCCAUCCGAGUAUCCACUAAUACUGUGACAUCCACAAAUACCUCAAAUAACGGAACGGAUAAUCGUUUAACCACCGACACUGUAAAUAACCAACAACUGAUGAUCUCUUCAUCGGCACUUAAUAUAAAAGAUAGCAGUUCAUUGGGUAUAACUACUACCACAAAUAAGCUGCCUGCUGAAAUAAGCACUGCCUCGCAUGUAUUGAGUUUACGCACAACUACAAUGCUACCUUCCGUUGAUGAGAUUCUGCUUAAUAGUAUAUCUUCAGCUGCUAAAGAGGAAUCGGUCAUAUCUUCAAUGACGAGCUCUACUCGUGAACCGAGAAUAUUAACACUGGAUAUUGAUCCGGAGACUAAACAAAUACGGACCGAAAAGCCUGGUGACGGAAAUGGAAAUACAAUAUUUAAAUUCAUCCCCAUAGAUGAAGUCACAGUAGCUCCACAAAAUUCAAAUGUUUUAAAAUUAGCCACAAAAGCAUCUUCUACUACAAAUACAAGAAACAAUGAAAUCACAAGCACGAUUGCAUCUACAGUAACUGAGAUAAAUACACAAACGCCGCAAAUACAAACACGAAUUGAAACUGAUACUUUGAUAACUACAACAGUAUCCGAAGCUACUUCUGUUACAAACAGUGAACAAUCAUUAACGCCCACUUCUUCUAUUGCGACUACAAUAACUGAAACAAUUCCACCGCCCACAAUGGUAGCUACUAUAAGAACGACAAUUCCUACAGCAACAAGUACGUUAAUGCCAAUAACUACUACGUUGGCAUCAACAACUACUGCUGCUCCGACAACAACAACUACAGCUCCAACAACGACUUCUGGAGCUCCAACAACAACUACUGCAGCUGCAACAACACAACUUUUACUGCCAACAAUAACAAAUUUUGCUCAGACAGAGAAAUCGCAAAUUCCAAUUACUACAACAUCUGUUGCUACAAUAACGACUGAUACAGCAUCAGCAUCAACAACUACUUUGCCCACAGUAACUACAUCCUUUACACCUGUUACUAUUGAAGAAGAGAAAAGAUAUCAAAAAGAUGCUGAAGUACUUCAGCAAAUACUACAGUCCAAUCGUAACUCUAAAAACCUAAAUAUACAGUCAAAUCCAAAUCCAAUAUUAUCACCUAAUCCGAUAGUUACAACUCAAGCACCAACUAGCACAUUACAACCUUUAACAGCAACGCAAAACGAAGAAACAAAGCUUCUUCAAGCAUUGCUUUCAACUACUAGUACAAAUACGAAUCAAUUAAUAACAAACACUGGUGAUAACUUAAAUAUUCCUCUGAAGACUACUACAUUUCGUUCAAUAGAAGACGAUUUACGACAACUUGAAGAAGAUACAAAAUUAUUGAAGGCGUUAUUGCAGGCUACAGGGCAAAAUCCGAAUAAUUUCAAUUUACCAAAAUUUGAUUUUCAACCUACAACUAAAGUUGCUCCUACAACAACUUCAACAACAACGACUACUACAACCACUACUCCUAGACCGACAAUAAUAACCACAACAAGACCAACAACUACUCUAACAGCUACAACAUCGAUAGAUGAAGAUAUUAAAAAAUUGCAAGAAGAUACAAAAUUAUUACAAGCAUUAUUACAAGCAGUAGGACAAAAUACAGGAAACGCAAGUCCACCUAUUAUAUCAGGAGUAACGUCAAAUGUAAGAAUUGCCUCAAACCCUUUAACUACUUCACUAGGCUCUAAUCCCACUACACCUUUAAAUGUGCGACCUGUGUAUACUUCUCAAAUUACUACAUCGACAUCUUCUGGAGUUAGUUUUGUGCCUAGAACUGUUUCGACUACGUUACAGCCCGCCACCAGUACCGUAACGGAAAAUAUCAAAAUUUCUACUACGAAUUCUCCAAGAACCACGACUUUGAAAAGUGCUCAACCGACGACAUUAACAGCACGUCGCGCACCAGUCACACGAGUAUCAGUUACUACAGAUAUGCCUAGUACUUCUACAUUCUCCGUUGAAGAGGAUUUGGCUUUCCUAAAAAAUUUGAAAUCAGUAUUAAAGACAAAUCCGAACAACGAUGAUCCCGAAGUGUCAUUGGCUAAUCGAAUUAUAGCUUUAGCUGUUGAGAAAAGUUUAAAUGAAAUAGAAUCUGGUACAUCACCAGAUACUACUCGAAAAGGAAAAAAUAUAGGAAAUAACGUAAACAAUAUUAUUUCAACAUCACGCACUGCCCCAACAACUACCACAACAACAACAACAACAACAACAACACAGCGACCUAUAACAACAGUUAAAACAAAUAUUCCAUCUAUAGAGGACGAUAUUAAACAGUUCCAAGAAGAUACAAAACUUCUUCAAGCUCUUAUUAAGGCGACAGGCCAAGACCCUUCCAAAUUUAAUAUUCCAACACUACCUAAUUUAACUACUAAUGUAAGUCCAAACCUUACUUCAAAUAUUGGUCUGAAAGUACCAGCAAAAUCAACCUCAUCUUUGCUGUUAAAUAAACCAUUAGACUCUAUAAAAAAUAUUAAUGAACAGACAAAACUAACGAACAUUGACUCGACUAAACCUUUUGGUGCAAAAAUAGUUGUUAAAGAUGAUCUAAAAACUAUCCAAGAUGAGGAAAAGUUAUUAAAAACUCUGGUGAAAUUACAGGAUGUACAGGAGACGACUACGCAGAAGAAUAAAUUAACUAUUACAGGACAGACAUCUGAUGAAGCUUUGAAGAAAUUGCUUCAGCAACAGAGUAAGUCAACAGGCAUGGUGUCAGAAGCAACACAAGCACCUAUGUCCCUGAGUACCGAAUUCGGAAAGAGUAACGAUGCAUUACUGGCGGCACUACUAAAGGAGCAAGGUUUUGGGCCUACUACGGCAAGUUCCUUAGAUGAACAACUUAGACUUUCUGCUUUGCUCAAUCAAGUGGUAGUGACGCCGAAAGCACGACGAACUACAACACCUCCACCACCUCCGCCACAACGAAGACCGAUUCUGGACGGUUUAGCAUGGCUGUGGCAGCAAUGGAGGGAGACCGCUCCAGGUCCUACGGCCGGAAGGCCCAACAGACGACCAAGCCCGUCCUCCUCACCAACAGUCUCAUCAUCCGCAGCUACUAGCAACCGAGUCAACUGGUUUGGCUCUGGACCAUUCGUUGGCAAUGCUGACGAGACGCCAACCUCAAACAGAAUACCCCUGGAUCCACCAAGAGCCGUAACAUCAGAACAGACUCCAGGCAGAGGGCAGCUCGUGUCUGCAGCCAUAAAUGUAACGCGGGCAUUUUCGCAAUUUUUAGGGGCAGCAAUACAGGGUGCAGCACAGACUGUUCAAAAUGUGAUACGAGCAGGACAGCGAGUGGCCACCGAUGCGUAUGUCAGCGGCUCAGGCGGCUCGGGUGGAUCCGGUUGAUUUAGUAUAGUAUAAUUGGACUUCAAACUUUUCCAAAAGUGUCAUAGUACGCAUUGUGUUGCGAGAGCUCAAAUGUAAAUAUUAAUGUGUAAAUUACUAAGUAAUGUAUAUAAAUAAUUACAAAGUCAAUGCCUUGGGGCACUGCCGAGAUUUGAUGUGUUUAUGGAGUCAAAUGCUUUUCAAAAAUCUUCUCGUGUAAUCUUUUUGUACUUUUAUAAAAUAAUUGUUUUUAAGAUUUGACCUUUUAAAAUGUUCCUAGAUGAAUAUAGUUGAACAUUUUUAAAUGUUGUUUACUUAGUAAAUGUAAUCUAAAUGGGGUUUUUGUUCUAUUGUACUACAUAGGAAAUGAAUAUUGUCGAUAGAUUGUCUUGAAUUGUAGGAUUUAGGCAAAGAAUGUGAUGUUAGUACUAUUUAGUUUGUAUUAUUUAAAACAUUAUUUUGUACAUUGUCUAGACAAUUGAAUCUACCUUGUCUUUUUUUAUGAGAAAAAUGUAUAUUUUCGUAUUAAUGAGAAAUCUCAGAAAAUAUAUACUUUUUCUGUUCUCUUUUCUUGUGCAAGAACAGCUUCAUUAGAAAUUGAUCUUUAUUGUGGUCUUCGUCAAAAUUUGAAAUAUUAAAGUCUGUCUUUUUUCUUGAUGUCUAGUUAUAAGUUGCGUCUGCCACUUUACCUGAAAAAUAAAGCAGCGUUAAUUUCCUUCGAUUAGAAAUACCAAUAUCUCUAGAUAUUAAAACACGAUUAGUUAAGUUCUAUCUAACCUUAAGUUUACAUGUGCCAUUUAGCACGUGCUUGGUGUAUUCGCUUUCUUUCUUUGUUUUACUGCUUCUAUUUAUUUAUUUAUCAUAAAUCGACUUGUAAUGUGAAAUGUAUAGUCAUACUUUAUAUUAUAUUAGAUGGAAUCGUAUUUGUUUAAUUUUAUUUUAUAUUUUAUUAGAUAUAAAAUAUAGCUAAAAUUACUUUUAUUAUUAAAUUACAAUUUUGGAGCUUAAUUAUACUUGGCGUUACAACUUGUCACUGCCUUUAGCAAAUUAAUAUUAGUGAAUAAGUAUGGAGAAAUUUAGAAAGUAAGACUGGUUAAUUUUUUUUUAAGAAAACAAUUCUCAAUCUGGAAUCUAUGUAUAAUAUUUUCUAUAGGUAUAUUUUAAAAGUAUACCAGUUUUCUGACUAGGCUUAGGUUAUUCAAAAUUGAAGAAUAACAAUCAGUAAUCAUAAUUAUGAAUUGAUGUGUUAAAAAAUAUACUAUAUUUUCAAAUAUAAUGGACAAAAUUUAUAAUAACUAAAUACUCUAAUCUGACAAGUGACAUUUAGGUCUUGUGAAUGACACAAGCCAUUAACAAGAUAAUGGCAUUAUUUAUAGUACUUACUAACACUGCCACAUAGAUUUAUAAAUUUAAUGUCCACUAUUUAAUAUCUAGUAAAUUCAUUUUACUACCUUCAAGAAAUAGUACAUUAAUUAAUUGAUACUUCGAAAAUUAUGAAAAAUUUUAAUAUAUAUGCCAAUUUUAGGUGUAAAACGUUCUUCAAAGUUAUAAUAAGGGAUGACCUUGCAAUAACUUUUGUAUUCACUUGCAUCUUAAGCGUAUAUUUUGCGCACACAAUGUCUAUCGUUCGUUUUCAUUUUUUUUGUCAUUGUAAAUCAUAAAUUCAUCGAUGUAUAAAUUUUAAUAUUUAAAUAAAUGUCUAUGCAAAUAUUGAAAUUUAUAAUAAAUUGUCAUUUCAUUAUAUAAUCUAUUAUUUUGUUUAACUAUUAGAUACUUCUUUUUUCUAUCAAUGAAAUAUGUAUUUCAUAAAUACUAAAUUCUUUGGCAUAAUUAUAUUAUUUUGCUUUUGAUUCUAUGCAUAUAUC
Molecule: messenger RNA, 10289 nt
Organism: Galleria mellonella (greater wax moth)
Lineage: Eukaryota; Metazoa; Arthropoda; Insecta; Lepidoptera; Pyralidae
Product: mucin-3A-like
Exons: 13
Coding region: 475-8445 (2656 amino acids)
Source: RefSeq, a predicted model, not a curated record